AACCACAGCCAGGCCUCGACAGCGGAAUCGUCAGUGGCAUCGGUCUGGGCUGCGCCAAGGUGCCGCUGCAGUAUUGCAUUGAUUUUCCUGACGAGCGGAUUGCCACAGCCCCUGCCGCGGGUGCCUGCCUUUGCCUCGAGUGUGUGUUGUGUUCGUUGGAGGAAAUCAAGUCUUGUGUGCUGCCUGCAAUAUGCUGAUUGUGCUCUAAUUUAUUGGCCCACAGCCAGUCCACAGCAUCGGACUUUGGCCAUUGUCAGCAGCAUUUUGGCAAUGUUUGCCAGAGGAUCUGCGUCAGCUAUUGAAUCGUACGACAGCAACGGGAACAACGGUAAACCUCUCAGAGAACAUGGUACUGCAGUCGGAGUGGAGAUAGAAAAACUCAGCAACAGCAGAAACGGAAACAGAGACAGAGACAGAGACAGAAGCCCUAGCGAUAAGGGAACAGACUGCUCACCGUUGCAGGAAAUCGAUGAGCAUUACGUCUGUGACAUUGCCAUGAUGAGAAUCGGUGGAGACGAGCCGAAAGGGGCUGUCGAUGACUCACAAUCAUCGACCGUUCCGGAGAACGAAAGUACAAAUGAUGAUGCGAACGAGUUGGAAAUCGAUCGCCAGGAGGAGGAGCAGGUGGUCAGCGAUCUGGUGCGAUCGAGUAGCGCUGGUGCCCUAAUGGAAGGGGACAGCAACAAUGGGGGCAGCAUGCGAGUGGUAUUUGGCAUACUGGUGCGUCUGGUGCUGCCACUCGCGAAUGGUGUGGCCCGUGGCAUUCAGGGCAUUCGCGAUGUUCGUAUGCUUCAAGUGCUGCAGAAUCUGGCCUCCAGCAGACAGGCCCUAACCCAUUUGGUGGCAUUUGCCGCCAAUACAAUUUCCAUGAACUUGUCCUCAGUGCAGGUUUCGAAUCGGUUGGGACCGCUGCUCAAGCUGCUGAAAAUGCGUAAAUCGCAGGAUGGCUUGGAGAGUCUUCCCGACACACUAACUGCGCCCAGCACACCCUGUACACCCUUUAGUCCAAUGCAGGGUCCGCCCAUCUUUGGCGUACGCUCGGAUGCACCCAGCUGUUGCACCAUCAACAUACUGGCCGAGCCGCCACCCGGUGAGCCGAUACGAGCCGAUAUUGUACUGAUCCAUGGUCUGCACGGAUCGCUGGUGAACACCUGGAAGCAGGGACUCUGGCAGAACGAUCGCAAGCCGGUGGAGUUUGAGCGUCCGCCGCGUCCUCCAGUGCGACCGCCCAAGCGACCACGCCACUCCCGCAGUGCAGCCAUUCAUCCAGCGCCCAGGGAGAAGAGAGCCAAAUUUACCUCCCUCGACCGUUUGAUGGACACCCCCGAUGAUGCUCCAGUUCGGCAGAGGGUGCGACUGCAGCAGCCAGCGGAAAUGCCGCCAGAAGAGUUCAAUUUUAAUGCUUCCGAUAGCGAUGAUACCGAAGACUAUGCCUACGUGUGCGGUGACCCCGAGGACAUACAAAUCUGCGAGGGAAUCGAGUACAGUUUUCCGACGUUCCGACUAAGAAUGCAGGACAACAGCCGCAUCCGAGCGGGCGAACUCGAGUCCAUGCUCAAUGGAAAUGUCAACGAAAACGCUGAAAACAGCGAGGAAUCCAAAAAGCGGCCACCAGUUUCUUCCAGUGCUGGGCCGCGCAAGUCCAGCAGAAAGAACAAGCCCUCGCCCAACGAUCCAAACUACUCCAAGUGCUGGCCCGGCGACUGGUUGCCGCUGGACUGUCCUGGAGUUCGGGUCAUUGCCGUAAACUACACCACCGAUCCGUACCUGUGGCGUCCACUGUGGAAGAGAAAAGAGCCUCGCUCCAACUUGUUCCAGCGCUCCCGGGAAAUGGCCGAUCUACUCAUGCAGCAUCGCGUGGGACACGGUCAUCCCAUCAUCUAUGUGGGCCACUCGAAGGGCGGACUGUUCAUCAAGCAGCUAAUUGUAGAUGCCUGGGAGUCCGGGCGUCCCGCCAUGACACCACUCUGGCGCUCGGCACGCGGCUGCUUUUUUUAUUCAGUGCCGCAUCGUGGCUCCCAUUUGGCGAGCAUCAAAGCGCCACUGCUCUCCCGCUCCGUAGAGCUUCUGGAGAUUGAAAAAAACAACAAGUAUCUCUUGGACCUGCAUCGGCGGUUUGCUGGACUAUAUCAUCUAGGUCAUCUGAAGAUUGAGGUGUUUAGUUUUGUGGAGACGGCCCUGACGCUCAUGUCGGUUCUUUAUCUGCGCAUUGUGGGCGUGGAUUCGGCAGAUCCCGGGUUCGGUGAUGUCUGCGGCAUACGGCUGGAUCACCGCGAGAUAUGCAAACCCCGUGGACGUGAUUGUAUAUUGUACAAAGAACUGGUGAAAAUGAUUGAGAAGGUGUGCUGAGCUGAGCCUGUCAGUCGCCUGAAAGGAAAAUACAUAAAUUAUUGUGCGAGGACCUGAUAUUGUUGUAAUCGAUAUGUGAAUAAUAUGGCCAACUGUGAGGAUGCCACGAGAAUUACGCGUACCUUAAUGUGAUGGCCCGGAUCACGGACCGUAUGUCCAGGGCACGCUUUUUCGUGUUAGAGCGUCGCUUUUGUUUUCAAUAGUGCAUAGCAUCUAUUACAUAUUGAAUAUUUUCACUAAUUUUACACAUGUAAUUCGCUUAUCCAUAGCUCAAGUUAGUUAUACAGUUAGUUGUUGUUUCUAGUUUAGGUCCCAUAUCAGAACAAGGUAUAGAGACACGCUUAAGCCAUGCCAUUUGGGCAUCAAUGAUAAUUAUUUUUGCAAUUUUUGUGAUCGAUUGUGAUCAUCUUGUGGCACUUUGUUGUGAUUUUCACUCGAUCCCCCCCGUGAAUACAUUAUUGAUAUUGUACCAUUUAUAUAUAUGUUUAUAGAAUAUGUACAUUUAGAUAUCGCUAGUACUUUAAAUGUCUAUCCACGUAUAUCUUCUACAAGCAUAAAUCCUACACCGCUGUAAAACGUUACCAUCGACUACAAAAAUGUAAUAUA
Drosophila guanche is the source of this 2955-nucleotide messenger RNA. RefSeq lists its product as uncharacterized. NCBI's taxonomy places the organism in Eukaryota, Metazoa, Arthropoda, Insecta, Diptera, Drosophilidae. The record is from RefSeq and is a predicted model, not a curated record. The transcript is spliced from 7 exons. Bases 271 to 2349 code for a protein of 692 amino acids.